Messenger RNA from Thunnus maccoyii (southern bluefin tuna), 3028 nucleotides. It is a transcript of the gene ccn6, whose product is annotated as cellular communication network factor 6. Lineage: Eukaryota; Metazoa; Chordata; Actinopteri; Scombriformes; Scombridae. The record is from RefSeq and is a predicted model, not a curated record. Gene Ontology annotation, biological process: signal transduction; cell adhesion. Gene Ontology annotation, cellular component: extracellular matrix; extracellular region. The transcript has 4 exons. Bases 1527 to 2570 code for a protein of 347 amino acids. Gene Ontology annotation, molecular function: integrin binding; heparin binding.
UUCCAUACUCGAUAUGUUAUGAUCCACUAAAGUUAAAGGCACCAUACCAGAUGAAUAAAUCCCUGUUUUAGUUAUCUUUGCUGCCAUCUUGUCUGUACACACCUGGCGGAGAUCUACACUCUACUGAGUACACUCCCUUAUUUUAUUUUUUAAAGUAGUAGCUUUUUGCAAAAUUUACUCAAACGGAAGUAAAGAGUGCUUUUGUUGGGACUAUUUUCAGCUGAGGAUUAAUACACAUUUGAUAUGCAAGUAAGUAUCAGCAGGACAGUGUUAUGUGUGAAAUAAACUACAGUGGCUGAGUGGCACAGAGGAAUAUCACCAGCCUUAUCCUUGAAGAUUUGCUACUUUGGAGGCUAAUUGAUGUAAACAAAAACAUACGUUUAGCAAAGGUGGCAGAAUUGUGACUUGUCUGGAAAGUUCGACAGUGCCUAAUAGCUCAGAUGAAUCCAAUAUUACAGUGAGUGUUUGUUGACAGAAGGCUUUUCUGUGCUGACAGAAAUUAUAGAUCUGUGGUUGGCAUGAAAGAUUUAGAAUUUGUUAAGUGAGCCCAGCGCUAACACGAGUACUCUAUUAACACAGUCACAAUGUUGGUUUGCUGCCUCAAUGAAGAAUCUAUUCCUAUGCAAACUAUUUUUACUAGUGUUACAAUUAGACUGAACAAGUAGUGUUUGUUUAUCAAAUGAACAUGAGAGUUAAGGGUUACAGGAGGAAGGAGGGAUUUUGUAUAUAUUAAGUGCUAGAAUGUGUUGCUUUAACAUCUAGCCAUCCACGUUUCCUCUUUUCAGUUUUAACAGUUUUGGCAACUGUCUUCUGUACAAAUCUCUUUUAUACAACUAAUAUUCUUAAAUUGAAUUAGGAGGGAUUAUAUAAAAUUCAGACAACUUACAAUCUUAUUUUGCCUUCUGGCAACAGUUAAGAUUAAGAUCAAGAUAUGAGGGUACUUUUGCUCUCUCACUUCUUGAAUGAGAGGACAUUUGAUUCUGUCAUGAACACACCAACAAACUACCUCAUACGUGGCAUGCUCUGACCAGCCAAGUCACACAUUUUCCAAAGCAGCUAAACUUGGCGGUGGAACAAGAAGCUGUCCAUCGGAGUUGUCCAUUCAACAUUUUAUGCUAUGUACUUAGCACCAGCUCCGCAGGUCUUAAUUCAAAAAGGUGGGGUUGAGGUGCAGAAUAUGCUGAAAAAAACUUGUUCCUGUCAAAUUGUAGAGAAGUGACGAGGGAAGUUAUUCGCUGGAUAAAAAGCAGCAUAGAAGUCAACACUGUAGCAGCAGUAGCUUUCUCUAGAAUAAACACUUGAAACCCCAUUCUGACAUCUAAGCACACAUAAGUGUGACAACUACAGGUGGUAACAAGUGAAAUGGAGAUCAGAAUGUCACUUUUAGCGUAUUUUAUAGAUUUCUAAACUAUCACUCAUUUGAAAAAGGCAGGAAGCCUCACCUGCCAGUCCAAUCCAACAGGAAAGUGGUGUUUACUAAUUAUUGAACUGGAUAAGACUGUCUGAAUACAGCAGGAAUAAAAAAAAUGACUGAAAAAGGGCACUCAAAAGGCAUAUCUGUGCUUGUUCUCACCCAGUGCUUCAGCAGGGCUCAGAACAAUGGGCAGCUGCUGGCACGUCGAGAUGGGAGGGCUGCGGCUGAGAGGCGGCAGUUCUGCCAGUGGCCCUGCAAGUGUCGGGAAAGACCUCAGUGUGCGCCGGGGGUGAGCUCCGUCCUGGACGGGUGCGGCUGCUGCAAGAGCUGCGCCCGGCAGAUCGGAGACUCAUGCAACGAGAGGGACGUCUGUGACCCGCACAAGGGCAUGUACUGUGACUUCUCCGCUGACAAGCCAAAAUACGAGGUCGGAGUAUGUGCCUACUUGAUGGCAGUAGGCUGUGACCUGAAUGGGGCCCACUAUGAGAAUGGAGAAGCCUUCCAGCCCAGCCCCCUCUACAAGUGUACAUGCAUUGCCGGAGCCAUCGGCUGCACCCCAGCUUUCAUCCAGAAGCCUGCUGGUCUCCUGGGCCCCGCGCCGCUGAUGGGCAGCAUGCCAGCCGGUCUCCGCAGCAGCCAGAGCCCAAAGAAGCACCAGCAAGAUACGACCUACAUGUCAGCUUACAGGGAUCCUCCUUUAGCCUGGAAGAAGAACUGUCUGAUCCAGACCACCCCAUGGAGCCCCUGCUCCAAAACCUGUGGCCUGGGCAUCUCUGUGCGUGUCAACAACGACAACAGCAAAUGUGAGAUGAGGAAGGACCGGCGCCUGUGUCUGCUGCGGCCGUGUGAGAAGAGUGUACUUAGGAGCCUCAAGGUGCCGAAGGGAAAAACAUGUCGGCCUAAAUUCCAGGCGAAGAAAGCGGAGAAGCUGGCACUCUCAGGCUGCACCAGCACCAAGAAGUUUAAGCCCACGUACUGCGGAGUCUGUACAGACAAGCGUUGCUGUGUCCCCAACAAGUCACGCAUGAUCAAGGUCAACUUCAGCUGCAAAGGAGGCAGCAACACACAGUGGAAGAUGCAGUGGAUAACAUCCUGCGUGUGCCAGAGGAAGUGUAACGAUCCGGGUGACAUGUUUUCUGACCUGCGGUUACUCUAACUGAUCCGCCUGAGAAGCCCAGAGACACAGACACAGGGCACAAGCCCUGCUGUGGUGGACUAAGGACUGAAACAUACAUAUACUUUGGUUGUUAGGUUCUCCUCCGCAGCAGUGACGUGCCUCAAGAAAACUCAAAAAGAGCUUUACAACUGAAACUGAAACUACGAAACCUCCCUCUGUGAGGUAAAAUGGCUGGGAUCAUUAAAUAAAUGAAGAAAUGUUGUUAGUUAGGAAUUAACCUCAUCUUCAAGAUAUGUAUGUGCAAUAACAACAUGGAUAAUGGUCAGUGGAGCAGCUAUAACAGCAAAUGUUGACUCAUUAACAGUACCUCAUAAUACUAUGUAUGUCAGGGAGCCAAGAAACGGCGAAUCAGGUCAUUCUACAGACUGAGUUGAACUGUUUCUCUUUUUUUUUGCAUGUGGUUCCUGUUUAUUUUUUCAGACAGGAAAAAAAAAACA